AGCGGAAGGGCAAAGGUCGACUUUAUGAAGGUUGACUUUCUCCGAGAAAAUUCCUCACAUUUUCCAACGAAAAAACUGCUAAACCAUGCGAGAUUUAUGUAGCCUGCCUGCUGUACACCAUAUGUGGGACCCUCCAGCAUGGGACAAGUACUGAGCUCACGGAGGGCGUCCAAGAACUUCAGUCCACCCCCCUCCCCCAUUGGUGCCUCGUACGAACCAGAAUUUGUCAAGCAACCAGAGCUGAAAGAGACGGCCACAGCAAACAACCCAGGUAAAGUACACAACAAUCCACCAAACAGUGUCCCAGCGGAAAAUGUAAGUCCUUUCCAGACAACUUUUGGGGACAAUGUAUUCCCCACAACAGAAUCUUUAGCUCAGAGUUUGUCUGCAGAAAUGGGGGGGAAGCAAGGGGGAAAGUUCUUGGUGCCUGUUCCACCGGAGAAGGAUUUAUUGGAAGAUGGUUACUGCACUUCUCAACAGCUCUUCAACUACAUGAAUGACUCCAUGGGGAGCCAUUUCAUCUUCGACACCAGGUACAUGCUGAUUCUGGACUGUCGUGAGAAAGCUGCGUACGCUGAGAAGCACAUCGUGACGGCAAAACCCGGAGACGCGAUCUACACGGACUACGGCUGCCUGCUUCACGACGGGCAGUUGAAACACUUUGUGUACAUCGUCCUGUACGGUGACAGCAGUGAUCUGUCCCCCACCUCCGAGCUGUUCCAACUUUACAAGGAGAUCAAAGCUCGAGAGUACGAGCCCGAAAUUCUGGUGGGCGGAUUUGAGGAGUUUUCGCAAAGGUAUCCCUUCCUCUGUACGGACAAGAUGGUCGCUAGUGUUGCAGACCGCAGGGCGCUCAUCUCGUACUACCCUUCGGAGAUCGUACUGGGUGCCUUGUACCAAGGGCGUGGUGACCAAGCCACCAAUGAGAAGAUCGUAAGUGACCUAAGGAUCUCUCACAUUGUUAACAUUUCUAAGGAGCACCAAAACGCCUUCCCUAUCUACAUAAGGUACAUGAACAUCAGAGUGGACGACGACAUGUCUGCCAACGUCACACAGCUACUACCCAAAACAACAGAGUUCAUUGCAGAAGCGAUUGAAAGCGGGGGACGUGUUCUGGUACACUGUAACCUCGGCGUGAGUCGCAGCUCGACGGUUACGAUAGCGUAUCUCAUGAAACAGCGGCAGUGGACGAUGAAGGACGCCUUCGACUUUCUAAAAGAGCGACGGCAAGUCGCACAACCAAACAUGGGGUUCCUGAGACAGUUGUCCAAGUACGAGGUGGAGUUGUUUGGAUCAAAACUGACAGACAUUGACGAUUGCAUCUACUUCUGACACAUCCUCAUCUUUCAGGUUGUUGAGUUUGCUUGAUCAAAAUGAUUGAUUUCAGGUAGGGCCUAGGAAAAAAAUGUUGUGUUUCCUGUUUCAUUCCUGAAAAAAUUAGGGUCGGUGGGUAGG
Branchiostoma belcheri (Belcher's lancelet) is the source of this 1455-nucleotide messenger RNA. Its product is annotated as serine/threonine/tyrosine-interacting-like protein 1. Gene Ontology annotation, biological process: protein dephosphorylation. NCBI's taxonomy places the organism in Eukaryota, Metazoa, Chordata, Leptocardii, Amphioxiformes, Branchiostomatidae. Gene Ontology annotation, molecular function: protein tyrosine/serine/threonine phosphatase activity. The transcript has 3 exons. The coding region runs from base 139 to 1332 and encodes 397 amino acids. The record is from RefSeq and is a predicted model, not a curated record. Gene Ontology annotation, cellular component: cytoplasm.